Molecule: messenger RNA, 1162 nt
Organism: Drosophila eugracilis
Lineage: Eukaryota; Metazoa; Arthropoda; Insecta; Diptera; Drosophilidae
Product: histone-lysine N-methyltransferase PRDM9
Exons: 5
Coding region: 72-1094 (340 amino acids)
Biological process (GO): regulation of transcription by RNA polymerase II
Cellular component (GO): nucleus
Molecular function (GO): RNA polymerase II cis-regulatory region sequence-specific DNA binding; zinc ion binding; DNA-binding transcription factor activity
Source: RefSeq, a predicted model, not a curated record
UAGCAAAAUGGGAAAGAGGAAGCACAGUUAUUUUGAUCGUUAAUUUUUGUGGGCACAUUCGUUUAAUUCAAAUGGAGCUAAGAUUGAAUAUGCUGACCUUGUGUAGGACCUGCCUACAGGACGGAGAAGCCCACAUGGUGUCCAUCUACGAUUCAGCAGAUGAUAAGCUGCGCGGCGGUAUUUCCCUCUGCGAUAAAAUCGAAAGCUUGAGUGGAAUUCAGAUAAAACCCACGGAGGAGGAGGUUCUGCCUACCAGGAUAUGUCUCAGAUGCAAGGUUUUCCUAACCAUGGCACACAAAUUCCGACAGAUUUGCCAGCGUUCCAAUGAAUUUCUCAGGGAAUACGUGGUAAGAGAUCACAUUGAGCAAGGGCCUAAGGAUGUGGUGGAUCCUGUCCCACAUCCUAAUCCUGCUCCGUCUGCGGAAACGGAGCAGUUCGAACAACUGGAGGUGGAGUUGCUGGAGGAGGAAGCCUGGGCAACCGAAGAUCUGAUUGAUGAGACAACACAACAACCGGUGGAGAAGGAAAAUCCCAUGGUUCUGGCAGAGCAAACAGUUCCUGCCCAAGAUCCUGUUCCUUCUUCAACUCCCUCACCUUCAGUAAUUGCUAAACUUCAUGUGUGCGAGAUCUGUGGCAAUGGGUAUCCCAGGAAAAGUACCCUGGAUACUCACAUGCGGCGGCACAACAAUGAGCGUCCCUACGAAUGCGAGAUCUGUCACAAGUGCUUCCACGUCAACUACCAAUUAAAGCGCCACAUCCGCCAGCACACUGGAGCAAAACCAUACACCUGCCAAUAUUGCCAACGCAGUUUCGCGGAGCGCACUUCUCUCGUCAAGCACGAAAGAACUCAUCGAAAUGAGCGUCCUUAUGCUUGUCAAACGUGUGGCAAAACCUUUACCUACGCCAGUGUUCUUAAAAUGCACCACAAAACACAUACAGGCGAGAAACCUCAUACAUGUCGACUCUGCAGCAAGACCUUUGCUCGCAUUCACAAUUUGGUGGCCCAUCUGCAGACUCAACAACAUGUAAAUGAUCCCCGAUUACCAGCCUAUCUUAAUACGUUCAAAAUGGGAAACGCUUUACCUAUUUCAUAAAAACGCUACCUCGUUCUUAUAGGAAGACGUGGAUCAACAAAUUCCCCAAAUGCAGAAAUAUGUAUACA